This is a messenger RNA of Drosophila serrata, 2354 nucleotides long. RefSeq lists its product as uncharacterized. Lineage: Eukaryota; Metazoa; Arthropoda; Insecta; Diptera; Drosophilidae. The record is from RefSeq and is a predicted model, not a curated record.
GUCCUGCUUUUGAUUCAUACCGUUUAGUCCCAGAGUCCGAGUGUUAAAAUUUGUAUUUACUAACCCAGAGCGGGUUUUGUGUUUUGACAAUAUUAUUUUUCUUUUUUUGUAACUUGCCAUAGCCCCCCUCACGAGAAGCAUCCAUACGCGUGCGUAGUGUACGGUCCGUCGAAUAAUCCAUAAAUUUGAGUGCUUCGCUUUUAGAAAUUAUUGUGUCCAAAUUGAGCGUGUUUUACAAUCGUCGCGAUGAGUUGCCAUCCGUUAAAUUUGGGCAAGAUUGCCCAGAGUAGCGCCAAGAUUUACAUCUGCCCAAUGCCCUCGACCAUCAGGUGUUUCUACCACAGCACGAGCACCACAGCCACUCAGGUGAAGGUAGCCCCAAAGGGUACAGUCAAGGCCUCGGAGAAGCCGCGCAAAGUGAUUGGCGUCAAGAAGACGAUGGUGAAUCAAAUGCAGGGCAUGGUCCAUAGCCCAGAUGCCCCCAAGGAGCAGCCCUACAAGAUCUAUGGAAAGACACGGAUGUUCUCCUCGACAAGCAGCCUGCAGAGCCAGUCGGGCAGUUCGAUUUCCCGCCGCUGGAUGAGCAGCGGGUUGAAGAAAAAGAAGCAGCAGCAGCAAUGGGAUGAGGAUUCCAAGCCGGAAGCCAUCUCCCGCAGCAGCCGGACCAAUCUGUCGGCCACCCAGCGGCGGUACAAUCAAUCGAUGUGCUUCGGCCGAGGCUUGGCCACGCAGGCGGCCAGGGAAAUAAGCCGAUCCAUCCAGGAGGAGCUGAUGGUGGUGGAUGCUGAGACGCGUGAUAUGAUCAAUUGUAAUCCAGGUCGUCAAGAGAAACGUGACCAAGGACAAGGCACAUUUGAUCCAAUGCAGGGCUGGAACCAUCCAAGACCCUACAAGCCCAUUACAGGUGUAUCUGAGAUUCUGCCAGAGGUCUUGGAUGCUCGUCAAAAUAGACCACGUCGGCGGCAGUUGGUCGUGGACCAUGCCAAUCAUGCGGCAAAUGUUGCCGCUCGCAGUCGCGAGUCCCUGGCCAAGACACAACGUCCACAACACCUCAAUCCCAAGGCCAAGAUUGGCCAGCUGUCAAGCAUGUACUCUUUCAAUGUCCAAGAAAGAGUCUCGGAUCCACGUCCCACACCGAGUUGUUUUCUGCCCCAGUCAGUCGACGAAAAGGACUCUGAUGAUAGUCUAAUGGAUGUGUCCAUAGCCAGGGGCAUGCGUACUGAUUUCACAAAGGGCCGUGGCAUUUCCAAAACGGAGGAAACCGAAGAGGAGCCCAAUUCGCUGUACGAGCAGCCCCUUGCCGAAAGGGAGUUCCUGAAGCGGGCUUUUCUGGGUGGAACUGGAGGAUCCCGGCAUGCUAGUCAGUCGCGCAUGGAUGAGCUCCACUACGAGUCCUCCGCUGGUGUUGGAAGCAACGAAGCACUGAUGAGUGCCUCGCGCCAAGUGAUCAACCAGAAAUUCGCCGGUUUCCAGCAAUUGACGGGAACUCAGAGAUGGAGGGCCCCGCAUUUGGUGGCGUCGGUGAAUCCGACACCUCAGCUUACCUCCCGGGCUGUGGGUGAGGCACGCGGAAGUGUGUUGAAGCAGGGCAAGAGGCGUUUUGCAGUGCGGUCCAGUGCCGAACGGGUGCCCACACCCAAUUUCUAUGGGGGAUUUGGGGAAGUGGACAAGUCGACCCCGAAGGAGACUGAGGAUCGCAACAGGGUUGACGAUUGCGACGAAAGUACGGGUGAGUCCUGGAACCGGCAGCAGGAGCAAGAGGGACCCAAAGAUGUCAAGUCCUCCGAAGCUAUCAGGCAGAGUCGCGUGAUGGCCAGUGGACCGCCUCGCCAUCGCUCGAUGUACGAGAUGUCCACACAGGACAAGGAAUUUGAAGGCCAACAGCUUGAGAUGAAGAUGCGGAACAGGAAUGCCUCCGUAGUUGGACGCAUGACCACCACCAAGGGUGAGAAGCGGGACCUCAGGCUGACCAAGAAGCAGGACUAUGAACCCGAGAACGACAUCAAAAUGCCAUUGGUGUACGAGAAGCAGUCGGCUGUCCAGCGUCUUAGCCCGACCAUUCCCGCCCAGCAUGGUACUAGGGCACACAAUAGCUACUAACGAGCCACGGUGACCUCAUCCCGGGAUCUGAAAAGGUGCCUUUCCCUCGGGUUCCUACACUGCACUGCACCCAUACCCAAUCCGAACCAAGUGUAUGGAGAGUCUUCUCAUAUUUUGGGCUGACAAAAUCUAUAGAAGUGAUUUAAAUCAAGGCCAGAUCACAACUGGAUACUUCCUUUCGCCAACCAAAUGUGAUGUAUUUGCUAAAUAACAGAGUAUAUGAAAUUAAAUUAUUUUACGGCUGCGUUCGAAAA